Stegastes partitus (bicolor damselfish) is the source of this 5316-nucleotide messenger RNA. RefSeq names its product Niemann-Pick disease, type C1 (gene npc1). The transcript is spliced from 25 exons. Bases 75 to 3893 code for a protein of 1272 amino acids. Gene Ontology annotation, cellular component: plasma membrane. The record is from RefSeq and is a predicted model, not a curated record. Gene Ontology annotation, molecular function: cholesterol binding; lipid carrier activity. Gene Ontology annotation, biological process: cholesterol homeostasis; sterol transport; intestinal cholesterol absorption. NCBI's taxonomy places the organism in Eukaryota, Metazoa, Chordata, Actinopteri, Pomacentridae.
AAGAAGAAACCACAACAAGAUAUGCGAAACUUUACCUGGGCUGUCAGUCGGUUUCGGUCUUUUCACUAAGAGGGAUGGGACUCCUAACAGGGAGAAGCGUCUUAUCUGCACUUUUAUUCGUGGUUCUGCUGGCGGGAGGAUACCUCCGAUGGGUGGAGGCCCAGCACUGUGUGUGGUACGGUGAGUGUGGAGAGUCCGCAAAGGUGCCUGGAAAAAAGUACAACUGCAACUACACCGGUCCCCCUCGCCCAUUAGAUCCUGAAGAUUACCAUCUGCUCACGGAGCUUUGUCCUGGAUACGACUAUGGGAACCGAAGUCUCUGCUGCGACGCUGCCCAGCUGCGAACCCUCCAAGGGAGUCUCCAGCUGCCCCUUCAGUUCCUCUCCCGGUGUCCGGCCUGUUUCUUCAACCUGAUGAACCUCUUCUGUGAGCUGACGUGCAGCCCCCACCAGAGUCAGUUUGUCAACGCCACCAAGUUCAAUGCCUCCAACGUGGUGGAAGUGCAGUACUACAUCGGACAAACAUUUGCUAACGCCAUGUACAACGCCUGUAGGGAUGUCCAGGCGCCGUCUAGCAACGUGAAGGCCUUGUCGCUGCUGUGUGGCAAAGACGCAAAGGACUGCAACGCCACUAACUGGAUCCAGUACAUGUUCAAUAUCGACAACGGACAGACUCCCUUUCCCAUCAUCCCGAUAUUCUCUGAUGUGCCGGUGUCGGGGUACACGCCCAUGAACAACAAAACAUACGACUGCACCGAGGGCUUGGAGGACGGCUCGGGUCCCUGCUCCUGUCAGGACUGCGCAAAAGCCUGUGGCCCCAAACCUGAACCUCCUCCUCUCCCCCUUCCCUGGACUAUCCUCGGUAUGGAUGCCAUGACGGUCAUCAUGUGGAUCUCUUACACGGCCUUCCUGCUGAUCUUUAUUGGCGUUGUGGUCGGAGCUUGGUGUUACAGGAGAAGGACCAUCCUGUCCGAGUACGGCCCCAUUCUGGACAGCAACAACCCGCUGUCUCUCAACAGUGAUAAUCCCGACCAGGUGAACGCGUCGUGCUGUGAAACGCUGGGGGAACGCUUUGAGAACGCCCUGCGGACCCUCUUCAGCUGCUGGGGCUCCUUCUGUGUGCGGCAUCCGUGUCUGGUGAUCCUGGGCAGCCUGAUGCUGGUGGGGGCCUCCUCGGGGGGCCUGGUCUACAUGCGCAUCACCACAGACCCCGUCGACUUGUGGUCGUCUCCCAUGAGCCAGGCUCGCCAAGAGAAGAACUACUUUGACGAACAUUUCGGACCUUUCUUCAGAACUACUCAGCUCAUUAUAACCACUCCGGUCAACGACACCUUCAUCUACUCCCCGUACUUUGGAGGAUCAGAUGUCCCGUUCGGAGCCAUUCUGAGCAAAGACAUCCUGCACCAGGUGCUCGAUCUGCAGCUGGACAUCGAAAGCAUCGUGGCCACAUACGAGGGCCAGAACGUCACCCUGAAGGACAUCUGCUUGGCUCCGCUGGCCCCGUACAACAACAACUGUACCAUCCUGAGUGUCCUGAACUACUUCCAGAAUAGCCACGCCGUGCUGGACCACAGCAAAGGAGACGAGUUUUAUGUCUACGCUGACUUUCACAGCCAUUUCCUCUACUGUGUCAGCGCACCGGCGUCCCUCAACGAUACCACCGUCCUCCACGAUCCCUGUUUGGGCACCUUCGGCGGGCCUGUCUUCCCCUGGCUGGCACUGGGGGGUUACGAUGACUCAAACUUCAACAACGCCACUGCUCUCGUGAUCACCUUCCCGCUCAACAACUACCUGGACGACUCGGUCCGACAAGGCAAAGCUCUGGCGUGGGAAAAAGAAUUCAUCCGGUUCAUGAAGAAUUUCCAAAACCCCAACCUGACCGUGGCCUUCACGUCAGAGAGGAGCAUCGAGGACGAGAUCGAGAGGGAGAGCAACAGCGACAUCAGCACCAUCGUCAUCAGCUACGCCAUCAUGUUCGUCUACGUCUCUCUGGCUCUGGGUCACAUCCAGAGCUUCAGGAGGCUCCUGGUGGACUCUAAGAUUUCUCUGGGUAUAGCAGGUAUCCUGAUCGUGCUGAGCUCUGUGUCCUCCUCGCUGGGCAUCUUCAGCUACGCCGGCAUCCCGCUCACGCUCAUUGUGAUCGAGGUCAUUCCCUUCCUUGUGCUGGCUGUCGGCGUGGACAACAUCUUCAUUAUAGUGCAGACGUACCAGAGGGACGAGCGAAUGCCACAGGAAGAGAUCCACCAGCAGAUCGGUCGCAUUCUGGGAGACGUAGCCCCCAGCAUGUUUCUCUCCUCCUUCUCUGAGACUGUGGCCUUCUUCCUGGGAGCCCUGUCCAACAUGCCUGCAGUCAGGACCUUCUCCAUGUUCGCUGGCCUGGCUGUUUUCAUUGACUUCCUGUUGCAGAUCAGCUGCUUCGUCAGCUUGCUGGGUUUGGACGCCAAAAGACAGGAGGAGAAUCGACUCGACAUCAUCUGCUGUGUGAAACUGCCAGAGGGCCAGGAAACCAACACAGAUGGCUUCCUCUUCCGUUUUUUCAAGAAAGUCUUUGCCCCAUUCAUCCUGAAGGAGUGGGUGCGACCGAUCAUAGUGGCGGUGUUUGUGGGAAUGCUCUCCUUCAGCAUUGCGGUGGUGAAUAAAGUGGAGAUUGGACUGGACCAGAAGUUAUCCAUGCCCGACGACUCGUACGUGCUGGACUACUUCAAGAACUUGAGCGAGUAUCUGCACACCGGAGCUCCAGUGUACUUUGUGGUGGAGGACGGUCUGAACUACAGCAGUCCGGAGGGCCAGAACGUUGUGUGUGGAGGGGUGGGCUGCAACAACGACUCCCUGGUCCAGCAGGUCUACACGGCCUCGCUCAUGAGCAACUACACAACCAUUGCCUACACACCGUCCUCCUGGCUGGACGACUACUUUGACUGGGUGAAGCCUCAGUCGACCUGCUGUCGCUACUACAACAGCUCUGGACAAUUCUGCAACGCCUCGGUGGUGAACCCGUCCUGCAUGCCCUGCCGGCCCAUGACUCCCAGUGGAAAGCAGAGACCUGAAGGACAAGACUUCAUGCGGUUUCUGCCCAUGUUCCUGUCGGACAAUCCCAACGUCAAGUGUGGCAAAGGCGGCCAUGCAGCCUACGCCACGGCAGUCGACCUGUAUCCCAACAACACGGGGGUGGGAGCCACCUACUUCAUGACUUACCACACCAUCCUGAAGGAGUCGCCGGACUUUAUAGACGCCUUGAGAAUGGCUCGAGUCCUGGCUGAAAACAUCAGUCAGUCCAUUGACCACAAAGUGUUUGCCUACAGCGUCUUCUACGUGUUCUACGAGCAGUACCUCACCAUCGCGUACGACACGGCCUUGAACCUGAGCGUGUCGCUGGCCUCCAUCUUCGUGGUGACGACGGUGCUGCUGGGCUUCGAGCUGUGGUCGGCGGUGAUCGUCAGCAUCACCAUCGCCAUGAUCCUGGUCAACAUGUUCGGCGUCAUGUGGCUGUGGAGCAUCAGCCUCAACGCAGUGUCCCUGGUCAACCUGGUCAUGAGCUGUGGGAUCUCCGUGGAGUUCUGCAGCCAUAUUGUUCGAGCGUUUUCCAUCAGCGUGAGGAGGAACCGAGUGGAGCGGGCCGAGGAGGCGCUGGCUCACAUGGGAAGCUCCGUGUUCAGUGGGAUCACGUUAACAAAGUUUGGCGGUAUCUUAAUCCUGGCGCUUUCCAAGUCCCAGAUCUUCCAGGUGUUCUACUUCAGGAUGUACUUGGCCAUCGUGCUGCUGGGGGCGACACACGGCCUCAUCUUCCUCCCUGUCCUGCUCAGCUACAUAGGUCCAUCGGUGAACAAAGCCAAAGUGUUUGCUGCUAACAAACGCUACGCCGGCACAGAAAGGGAGCGCCUCCUCAACUACUAGGGAGCUUUUUGGGCCGGCGAACAAUGAACUAACUGUUUGUCUGGGAGUGACUGUGUGGGCGUGAGAGCGAGCCGGUUCUGUCAUCACUGACACACUCAUCGUCAUCGCCACUACUAUGCAUGGAUUUAACUCAGGAAAAUACUUGGGAACGGACGUGCCAGAGGCCUUGUCCAGCUGCAUACUUACGGCUUUUCCUCAGAACACUUUGGACCCACCAGCCCUCCUCCUCCUCUUCCUCCUCCUCCUCCUCCUCACACUACAGGACAAGCAUAACUUCAGUAUUUGAAGCAGGAGCAACGUACCACAGAAGGGACACUCUGACAGUGUGGAAGUGGGAGAAGCAUCACCGCCAACCUCAGUUUACAGGCGAACCUAUCAGUCAGAAUGAGCUAUUUUGAUUUGGGAAAACUCAAAAGGGUAAAACUGGUCAGUUUUUUAUACAUAAAUAAAUAUAUAUAUGUAUAUAUAUACUUCAGAAAAACUAAUCUUCAAAAGGAUUUUCUUUUUUUUAACACAAACGUUGGUGUUUUGUACGACUAUUUGAUAUGAUGAAUGAUUUGUUGACUGGAACAGAGCACACACCAGUAGAUAACCGUACCAGUGUCCCUGCACCGUACAGCACCUGGCAUUAACAUGAAUCACACCCUGGCUGCUACUACAUGCUGCUCUGUGCACCAGUUUGCAUUUGUACUGUGUUUUUCCUCCACACAUUGACCACAGUACACUGGAUUUGAAAUCAAGCAAUAUCCUUGAGGGUUAAGUGCUGACUGGAUGAGUUUUUUUGGGCGUGUCAGUGUCAGUGUUGGCAGAGCAGUGCAACAACUGCCCCACCUCUAGCUGGAAAUAUGAUAUGAUUACACUUCCUGUAUGGAUAUAAACUCAUUCACCUCAUACUAAUUGUUUUAUUUGAAAGUCAGCACACUGGGACACCUAAAUGGUUCAUGUACUACUGUCCACUGCUUACCAAGCUGCUUCUAGCCUUUUCUGGAUUGUUUUAUUUCCACAGUGGACCAUAUUUGCCACAUCCGGCGCUAUGUUUAGUUUUAGAGCGAGCUCAUUUAUCAUAAGUGUCCUUUCAAAGUGUUUGCAGGACUGGAUUGAAAAGCUUUUUCUGACACAAGUUACGUUGAUGCCAGGUGUCGUCGGUGCCACGGUGCUCGUGAUGGUUUCACUUUGGAGUGGAAAUGAGACCUUUUGCAGUUACUGAACAAAAAACAAUUUGUUGCAUCAAGAGGUGGAGAGACGAAGCUUUAUGUCUACGAGUAGCUCACACAGGACCUCACAGAGCUCUGCCACAUGGAGCCUGUGGAGCCUGUGGAGCUGACUGCGUAACGGUACAGUCCUGAGUCUUUCAUUCCUUCACCUGUAAUUUAUUGUUGUUGUUUUUUUUUUAUGUUAACUAUAUUAACGUUGUAUUACCAUG